AUGUCGCUUCGCGGGGCAUCGCCUAGCAACCUGUAUGGCCUGGUGGACAUGGGGAGUAAUGGCAUCCGGUUCUCCAUCACCGACUUAUCUCCUGCGACCGCAAGGUCGCUGCCAACGGUUUACCAGGAUCGCGAGGGCAUUUCGCUCUACGACGCACAGUACUCGACUGGUGUGAAGGGUCCUAUUCCGCAGGAGACCGUCAAUGCUGUCUUGACAUCGCUGUCGAAGUUUCAAAUAACAUGUGCUGACUUCGGCGUCCCUGCGACCAAUAUCCGCGUCUUGGCUACUGAAGCGACGAGGACGGCGGAGAAUUCUGAAGACUAUCGCCGCCAGAUCAAGCAGGUGACCGGUUGGGAUGUGGAUCUCUUGCCCAAGGAGGUCGAGGGUAGGAUUGGAGCGCUGGGAGUGGCAAGUAGUUUUGCCAGUGUAGAUGGCUUAGUUAUGGACCUGGGUGGCGGUAGCACUCAAAUCACCUGGAUGAUUGCUAAGGAUGGCAGAGUCGACACUAGCCAUAAAGGAUCUUUCAGCUUUCCCUACGGAGCAGCGGCGAUGUCUCGUCACUUGGCAGAAAUUGAGGCUCAAGACCACCCUAAGAGCGCCCGAAGCGAUCUGAAAACGACGAUGAAGCAACAAUUCCAACAAGCAUAUCGAGAACUCGAGCUCCCAAAAUCUCUGCAACAAAAGGCCGAACAUGGUGGACUGACACUCUACCUCUCAGGUGGUGGAUUCCGAGGCUGGGGGUAUCUACUCAUGUCACAACACAAGGUUUCUCCCUACCCCAUCCCAAUCAUCAAUGGAUUUCACGUUCAGAAGCGCGAGUUCCAGCAAACCGCCGAGAUCAGCGCAGUUGCAGCAGAAGAAUCCAUCUUCCGGAUAUCCAAGCGCCGGGCAGCACAAGUACCUGCAGUAGCAUUUCUGGUAAAUGUACUUGUCGAAGCCCUACCCAUGAUUCAACAUGUACGCUUUUGUCAAGGCGGAGUGCGAGAAGGCUUCCUGUUCGAUACUUUGGACCCAGCCACCAAGGCUCUUGAUCCUUUGCAAGCCGCUACCGCUAAGUAUGGGACUGAAUCUGCCGAGCACAUCGCAGAGCUGCUCUUCUCCGGCCUGCCAGGCGCAAACAGCCUAGAUCGAUACAUCCCAGAAACCUUCACGCCUCCAUUCGUCCGAUCAGUUGCCGACAUGAUGUACCUCCAUUGUGACUUGCCCAAGGAGUCUCGGUCCCUAGCUGCACUACAAGCACCAUUGACCGGUGUCCUAGCAUCUGCACACGGCAUCUCGCACUCAGACCGCGCCCUCCUCGCUCUCACACUCUGCCGCCGCUGGAACGUCGACCUCGCACCACCGAACCAUACUUUACAAGAGCGCCUGCGAUCAAUACUUUCGCCCCAGGAAGUCUUCUGGGCGAACUACCUGGGUGCGUUGGCGUCCCUAGUCGGCGACGUAUAUCCCGCAGGCCGCAUCGUGGACCCCACUCGCCGCCCGAGACUGCAUUUCCACGCGGUGUGGAGUGCAGGACUGGGCAAGAAGGGUCUCAUGGACGGCGUGCGCCUCACGAUCAAGGGCCGUGAGAACGACGACAUGACUUCUCCCGCGGCCAUCAACGACGCGGUCGAGGAAAUCGAGGCGGUGGGCAAGAAGAAGAACCGUGUCGGUGGGCGAGAGCAUGCUUUUGGCGUGCCCAUUGAGAUCACGAUCGAGAGAGUUCUCCAUUAG
Messenger RNA from Exophiala aquamarina CBS 119918, 1713 nucleotides. RefSeq names its product retrograde regulation protein 2. The transcript is spliced from 3 exons. Lineage: Eukaryota; Fungi; Ascomycota; Eurotiomycetes; Chaetothyriales; Herpotrichiellaceae. Gene Ontology annotation, biological process: regulation of transcription by RNA polymerase II. Bases 1 to 1713 code for a protein of 570 amino acids. The record is from RefSeq and is a predicted model, not a curated record.